AUGAAGUGUGUCCUGUUCCCCAUUGCCAUCUUCGCCGCCGCUGUCUCGGCGCAGACCACGUCUUCGAGCGGCGGAUCAACGGCCUGCGCUGCGCUGCCCAUCUUGGAGGCUUGCCUUUCUACGACUGAAGGCUACGUGAGCCAAUGCACAUCCACCGAUUAUACUUGCCUGUGUGACAAAUAUACGGCAAUCAUGACUUGCUUCAACAAUUGCCCUGGCGACUCUAGGUCCUCGAGCUACAGCAACCAGAAGGAACUUUACUGCAUGAACGCCUCUCUCUACUCAUCCAUGACCGCGACGGCAGCCGCAACCAACAGUGGCUCCACAGUCGCGGCCGCCACGACCCCCUUAGGCACGAAGUCGACCGGCUCCACUGACGGGGCCCAGGAGACCGAUCCCACCUCCUCUUCUACAAAUUCGGCGGCCGGAGCCACCCACACGAAUGGGGCUGCUGAGCUGAUAAGCAGUGCCUCGGGACUUCUCGCUGCUGUUGCGGGCGUCUUGCUGGCUGUGCUGUAG
Molecule: messenger RNA, 519 nt
Organism: Pseudomassariella vexata
Lineage: Eukaryota; Fungi; Ascomycota; Sordariomycetes; Amphisphaeriales; Pseudomassariaceae
Exons: 3
Coding region: 1-519 (172 amino acids)
Source: RefSeq, a predicted model, not a curated record